Messenger RNA from Photinus pyralis (common eastern firefly), 525 nucleotides. RefSeq names its product cuticle protein 16.5-like. Bases 10 to 525 code for a protein of 171 amino acids. The record is from RefSeq and is a predicted model, not a curated record. The transcript has 2 exons. NCBI's taxonomy places the organism in Eukaryota, Metazoa, Arthropoda, Insecta, Coleoptera, Lampyridae.
UCAGCAAACAUGUACAAAGCCGUGUUCGUAUUCGCCGUGGUUGCCGUUUUUGGAACCCUCGCCGUUCCGGAACCGAAACCAAGUCAUGCGGCGGCCGCUCUUGUUGCACCGGCGGCUGCGGCGGUCGUCGCGGCGCCAGCGGUUGCACCCGCCUACGUUACGGCACAAAGUUCGCAAGUAAUCGCCCGCAAUUACAACGGGUUGGCUGCCCCACUAGUCGCCGCAGCACCCUUGGCAGUAGCGGCGCCUGUACGUGCAGCCCCUUACGUAGCGGCCGCAGCACCCUACGUCGCAGCACCAUCUCCUUAUGUUGCCGCCGCUGCCGCUCCGUACGUUUCCGCACCGUACCUUUCCGCUCCAUACGUUGCCGGCACCCCUUACGUAGCCGCUGCUUCUCCAUAUGUCGCCGCCCGGUAUACGGCCGCCCCUUACGUUGCAUCCCCAUACGUAGCAGCUGCACCCUACGUAUCUGCCCCGGUGGUUGCACGUUCACCCUAUGUCGCAGCCCCAGCCGUUGUUGCGUAG